Molecule: messenger RNA, 3664 nt
Organism: Chelmon rostratus (copperband butterflyfish)
Lineage: Eukaryota; Metazoa; Chordata; Actinopteri; Chaetodontiformes; Chaetodontidae
Product: fibronectin type III and SPRY domain-containing protein 2
Exons: 14
Coding region: 1014-2900 (628 amino acids)
Molecular function (GO): protein binding
Source: RefSeq, a predicted model, not a curated record
CAGGAAGAGCAAGUCCCAAAUGUUUCCGUCUUCGAACUCGGACAAAUCCGGGAAGCAGGCUCCCAAGAUGUCUGCCACGCAUGUAAACUGCUGAUGGAUAUGUUUCAGAUCCUUGACGGAGAAGAGUCCAGCCCAGCUCAUCUGCGGGUCGCCGACAACGGCAACUUCUGCUUUGCGCUUCUGCCGCUGUAGCGUCCGGUUGUGGCAGGUGACAGCGAACUUACACUCGAUGACGUUCCACUGUACGAUGAAGCCCAGCUUAAACGUCUCGGUUUCUUCAAAUAUGUUGCUUUUAACGGCCACCCAGCCCUCCAGGCUGUCCAGACGCUCGCACUCCACGUUAUUCAUCUUAAAAAGAGAUGUUUCACUUUGGCCUCCGAGUCGCUGCUGGCUCUGUUUACAACGUCCGCCAUUUGCGUGACGUAAGCUGCCUUCAGGACCGCAGAAGCAUCCGGAACUUUCUCUAAACCAAAGAUACGUUUUGCUUGAUUUCUACGGCAAAGCAACAAUAACGACAAUGAGCCAGCCUCGAUGACCGUGUUGCUGAAAGAGUAGAGGGGGUCACAUUCCAGAUGUGUCUGUUCAAAAGCGCUUGAAUGAUGGCAGCGUAAGUUUACGAGGCGCAAUGAAUGCACCAUAAUGUCCACGGUAUCGUGUUCAACUUUAACCUUUGAAUCACAUGUUCGGGGAUUUCCAUCUCCUGAUAUCAAAGCAGUGGGUAGUACAGAACUGAAACUGGCACUAAUUAGAUUUUUUUUAGUGCUAACAAAACUCAGGCCUUUGAUUAGUCUAAAUGGUAUUUUUUAUCCAAUAAAUAACUAACUUCCUGCACGGAUGUUUGACAUGCCCCUGAGCAAUCUGAGUCCCAUCUAUUUUGGUCCCAGUUUCUGGGUGAAGGUUGGACUGCAUUCAGAGUUGGCCUGUCGGACGCCACUGUUGGCCUGAAAUGGUUGCUUAGAACAGACUGAUUUACUGAAUUAUCCAGCCUUUGUCCUGCUGCAGUCAUUGUCCUCAUGGACCUGUAUGAGAUCAGAGGGGGCAGACUGGGUGUGAUCACAGAGGAGGCUGAGCACCAGGAGUUAAGCAGGGGGUCGACCGCCAUGGAGCCCUACAGCGUGGUUCCAGACAGAGGAGGGAGGUCGGCCCGGGACGUUUCCACCUUCCAGAGGUUCUCCGUGGACACCAACGAGUCCCUUCGCUUUGAGCCCUGUGAUGGCAGCUCUCCAUCUCCCACUGGGGCAGAAGAUGGACAUGAUGACGAUGACGUGUUUCAGGAGGGAGAAACCGAGACAAUCAGGGAUCGGUUGCAAGGGAAGGUUGCUGAGAUGGAGAGCUUUGCGGGUCAUCUGGAGGAAAUCUUUCUCACCGUGGAGGAGAAUUUUGGCCGCCGGGAGCAGCACCUGGAGCAGCACUACAAUGACGUGCUGCAGACGUUGUCCCAGCGAUAUGACGAGAGGGCGGCUGGCCUGGAGCAGGAGAAGAAGGGCAAGCUGGAGGCCCUGUACAAUCAGCUGCUGGCUUGCGGUCAGGCGAUGGACGCCUCCAAGGAGCUCAUUGAGACGGCCCAGGAGAUCUACCGCAGCCAAGACAAGAGGAUUUUCCUGAAGACUGUUAUGCCCGCCAUUAAAAGAAUCGAGGAGUUUGCCAAAGAGGAGAUGGACCUCACGUUGGCCACGUGUCUUGAAUUCAACACGCCGCUCGCUGACCUGUCGGAUGUCAAAACCAUGAUGGACUCCAUCAACGUUGUGCCAGCUCCAUCUGCCCCAGUAAUCAACCCCCAGAUCUCCAACUCUGCCACCCAGACGUCGCUGCGUGUGUGCUGGAGCUUGUUCUCCGACGACACGGUGGAGUACUACGAGCUUUACUACAGGCCGGUGCUGGAGGACACGCCGGCAGACAGCACCUGCGCGCCGCACGUGGGCAAGGUGAAAGUGAAGGAGACCCACUGCACCGUCACAGAUCUGCUGCCUAAUGCUCAGUACGAGCUGUGGGUGACGGCUACCAACACCACGGGCAUCAGCCCAGCGAGCGAGAAGGCCCUAUACAUGACAGUGCCGUCCCCCCCGGUGAUCAAGCAGAGGGAGUGUACCAGCUGUCCAGAGGCUGCGCUGGUCCGCUGGGACUCCGGCAACACCAACCCUGUAGACUCUUACACCGUGGAGCUCAGUGAGAUGGGCACUGAUGGCACACAGAGCGGCGUUACUGAGUCUAUAGUCGCCGUGCCCACCUGUCAGUGUCUGAUCCAGCUGCAGACAGGACGCCGUUACCUCAUCUCUGUGAGAGCAGUCAACGUCGGCGGGCCCAGCGACAGGAGUGAAGUUAUUACCGUCUCCACAACAGGUACAUUCUUCUAUCUCCUGGAGGACAGUGCCCAUCCUUGCCUGUCCAUCUCUGAAGAUGGCUUCACCAUAUUUUAUGGCGAUGAGGAGCUGCCAAUUAGUGCAAUGGCUUUAGAGGACUACACCUUCACCAGAUGUGUAGCCGUCCUGGGGGAUCUGAUUCCAGUGCGAGGCAGGCAUUACUGGGAAGUCGAGGUGGAUGAUGGGACAGAGUUCAGGAUUGGAGUUGCGUAUGAGGACACAGAGAGGAACUCGUACCUCGGAGCGAACACCACCUCCUGGUGUAUGAGACACAUUCUCACCCCAUCCAGGCAUAAAUACGAGUUUCUGCACAAUGGCUGGAGUCCUGACCUGAGGAUUACAGUGAACCCAGUGCGGAUAGGAGUGGCACUGGACUACGACAGGGGGACUCUGUCCUUCUUUAAUGUGGAUCUGGAACAACACCUACACACCUUCCACUGUCAGUUCCAAAAUUAUGUCCACCCCUGCUUUGGCCUGGACAAUCCAGGAGCCCUUACUGUGCACAACGGCAUAGAGGCUCCUGAGUACGCAUUCAUCUGACACCAGCAGUCAUAUCUAAUGUUAACAUGAAAUAAAACCCAGGAUGGUAGGAAGUGAAACAACUUUGUUUUUAAUACUUACUGAAGAUCUGAGUGACAUCCUCAGUAAAGAUAACCCUAAUUCAUAAAUAAAGCAUCUGUUGACCAUCCUCAGCAGUAGAAAAUGUGUGGGAUCUAAAGACAAUAAGGGGCUUUCAGUUGUUUUUAUUAUUGUAUUCCAUGGGAACAGGCAUACACCAUUUUCCAAGAUAAGAAAAAGUUUCACUGAAUUUUACAAUAUGUAUUUAUACCAUCAGCAACUGCAGCAGACCUAGUGUAUAAAUUAAAAAACGGAAUAAGGGGCUUGUUUCUGAUGAACAAAAGAUGCUUUGAAAAAUGAAAUAAAAUUGUUUUAAGAAAGAAAAUCCAUUUAUAGUUAUUAUACAAUUGUAUUCACAUCUUAAAAGGAAAAAUCCACCCCAAAUACUUCCACACUGUUAAAAGUGGCCAUUUUUUUUAGGGGGUACAUAUUUUGCAACAGAAAUUUUAUCUUCCAUUUAACAGACUGAUAAGUGCACGUUUUAUAGUCAGAAUAAAAAAAAGGCUUCUGCCAAGACAGCAAUAACACAAAGGAGAAAAACACUGUAGAAAAGACCUGUAUUUUCUAAAACCAUCACCUCAAAAUUCCUUGAUGACGUGUAGCCACAAGUUGUGUUGCAUUUUAAGUAACGCGGCUACAAACAUAUGCACAAUGACUAGUCAGCAGGCUAAUUCUAUAUUUACAUU